Caenorhabditis angaria is the source of this 2876-nucleotide messenger RNA. NCBI's taxonomy places the organism in Eukaryota, Metazoa, Nematoda, Chromadorea, Rhabditida, Rhabditidae. The record is from the annotation of a GenBank genome assembly.
AUGCUCAAAACUCCGCCUUCUUCCGAAAAACCAAAACGAAAAUUGGAAAAAGCACAAUCUAUCGAAACUUCUUCGUCGAAUCGCCGAAUUUCGGGAUCGAUUUCGAUCUCACCGAUUUGUUUUCGACGACGCCGCAACAAAUUUCGACAAUGUCAAUCGGUUGAGCAAAGUUGCUCCAACUCUAGCUCCAGAAAAUCGCGCAUCGAAAAUUUGCGAAUAUUUUUUGCGCAGCGAAGCUCUUCCAGUCCACUCAAGAAAUCGACUGAAACUAUGAAUUCGCUGCAUAAUUUGGCUGUAGCUGCUGUGGAACCGGGAGUUUUGAGGAAGAGUAUCAGCGAAUUUGUUAUUGGGUGUGAGUUUUUGAAAUUGAAAUUCAUAUUUGACUGCGUACCUGGGUUUCUUUAGCUGAGUAUCAAACGUAGCCACAUUUUUCUAUCCGAAGAAAUUCACUGUUUCAAAAAUUUUAUGAGGUUUUGAAUUUCUGGUAGUUUUUUAGUGCUGAUUAUUCUCGCGAGUUUCUCCAAUUUGACUGCGUACAUGGUUUUUUUUAGCUGAGUAUCUAAUGUGAUAACAUUUUUCCAUCCCAAAAAAUUCACUGUUUCAAAAAUUUUAUGAGAUUUUUGGGUUUUCGGGAAAUUUUGAUUCAUCUCCUGAAUUUUCCUAUGAAAAAUAAUUCACUGUUUCAAAAAUUUUAUGAGAUUUUUGGGUUUUCGGGAAAUUUUGAUUGGGCGUUUUCUAUAAUUUUCUCAAAAUUGUCUGAUUUUCUGAUAAUUUUCAGUAAUUUUCAGUUCUUCAACUCCUAAUUUGACUGCGUACGUGAUUUCUUUAGCUGAGUAUCAAAUGUGACAAUUUUCCAACAUUUUUCUGAUUUUCUAAAAAAAUUCACUGUUUCAAAAAUUUUAUGAGAUUUUAGGGUUUUUGGGAAAUUUUGAUUCAUCUCAUGAAUUUUCUUAUGAAAAAUAAUUCACUGUUUCAAAAUUUUUAUAAUAAAUUCCUGGUUUUUUUGUAUUUUUAGUGUUUCUCAAAAAAUUGACUGCGUAUUUUAUUUUGUUGGCUGAGUAUCAAAUGUUAAAAUUUUUAAUUUGACAUUUAAGUAAUUUUUCAUAAGCUGACAUUAUAUUUUUCUUCCCUGGAGGUUUUUUUUUGGAAAAAUCAUGAUUUUUUUCGACACAGGCAAAUUCAUAUGGAUACAUAAUUGAUACAUUAUGGAUCCAUCAUCCAUAAUCGACCCAUUUCGGAUACAUCACCGGUCCAUAUAAGAUCCAUCUGACAUCAAUCAGUAGUGAUGUACCCAUGAUGGGUCUCAGAUUGAUACUCAGCUGGUCGAUGGGUAGCUGAUUGAUUCAAAAUGGACCGAUGAUGGAUCCAUAAUGUAUCAAUUAUUGAUAAAUCAUCAAGUCCUUCUUCACAGUAUAGUUUUUUUGAACAUGUUUUCUCUUCCAUCCAUUCUAUUUAAGGAUAAAAAUGAUAAAUCGUCGUUUCGUAGUCACCACGAAUUCCCGAUUUUCAAAUCUAGCUCGAUUUUAUGGAUAAAAAUAAUGAACCGUGGUUUCGGAGUCAUUGCGAACUUCCGAUUUUCAAAUAAAGCUCAUUUUUAUCAAUAAAAAUGAUGAAUCUCACGAUACCUUUUUAAAUCAACUCACAUUCUUUGCUACAUUUCAAAAAAUAGUGCAUAAAUUAAAUGCUGCAAUCCAAACGCGUUUUGUAAAAUCAGAAAUGAGCAAAACAAUUCACGUGAAAUUAUUUAAACUUAAAUCUACCGUUUAAUAUAUAAGAAAGAUUUAUACAAUCUUCUCAUGAGAUAUCAUGUAUGCACAUUCUUUUGUUUAGAAGCUUCUGAUAAAGCGAAAAAAACAUUUGCUCAAUUUCGGGCUAAAUUUUGAGCUUUUACGAGUCGUUCAGCAAACACUGAUAACUGGAUAUUUCUUAGCAGGAAGAACUCUAUCGAAUGAUAUAGUGUAACUGAGUGAAGUUCACUAUAAACAUUUACAUUUCUCAAAAACCGAAAAAUUGAAAAUCGACCGAAACAAGGGAUGAAUUUAUAAUCAUUUUGUUCAGCUUGAAAUUCUGAGUCGAAUGGUGUAUAUCAUUUUCACUCAAGUGCUCUUAAUUGGUGCGGAAAAGUGUAACAUUAAAGGCGCAGACAUUUCAAUGAAUUUAUCCUGCAGCGAAAUGUGUGUGUGUGUACUUCUCUCGGACGAUUUGCACGCCACAUUUUUUUUUCUUUUUUUUCGUUUUUUUUUGUGUGUUUCCCGUUUCAUAGAGAAAUUGAGUGUUAAAAACUGCGGAAAACAUAUAGAAUAUGUUCCUCGACUAGGAUCUAGCAGCAAAUGUCAUCAGAACUUUGAAAUUCGCAUAUUGAACAUGAAUUUAGGCCAGAAACUUUGAAAAAUUGGUUUUUUUCGAUUUUAGGUAGUGAAACGAGACAUUUUUUCAGUUUCAGCUGAAAAUUGAAAUACCCUAUAUCGUACUUACUUGAAUUUCGCACACAUUGAUUUACUACUUUUGUCAACUGGUUUUUUUCAGACAUCGCUCUCAUUCAAACAUCGAAAUCGACAUCAACUAUCUGCCAAACAGCGGUAAAUUGAUUAUUCAAAGAACUUCGUGAAUAAAAACAACUUUUCAGGUCACUACAGUGUGUACAAGAAGGUUAUCGAACUGACUGCCUAAUGCAUCAGUUUGGCUAGAAAGACACUUGGUUCGUAAUAUUGGAAUGAAGUUCAAUGGCGAGAAGAAACUGUUUUCAAAUAUCUCAGGAAGUAUUGCUCACCAAUCCAUGUUAUCGCUCACACUCAGGUUGGUUAACUUGAAUGAGAACAUUUUUUCAAAUGGUUCUUUCUUUUCAGGCUAAGGUUCUCUAUCGUCGUGCCAAAUAA